Molecule: messenger RNA, 3812 nt
Organism: Anastrepha obliqua
Lineage: Eukaryota; Metazoa; Arthropoda; Insecta; Diptera; Tephritidae
Gene: Acph-1
Product: prostatic acid phosphatase
Exons: 6
Coding region: 815-2152 (445 amino acids)
Biological process (GO): dephosphorylation
Molecular function (GO): phosphatase activity
Source: RefSeq, a predicted model, not a curated record
UUUCAAGGUUUUUUUAUCUGUUGUGUGUCGUUGAGAUGUAGUGAAAAAUUGUUGGAGCACGCAAAGAAUUUGUUGUUUGGUUCACACUCUCUGCGAGGUGUCUCCACUGCAAGUCAGCAAAGUCAGUCUGUGGUCAGUAGCUGUCGGUUGUGUUUGAUGACAAAUUCGAGACACUUUUGCCCCGUCGUAUAAAUUGAGUGAAUCGGAGAUUAUUUGAUUAUUUGCGAUGUAUUUAUAUUUAUUUAUUUUUUGUCUUUAUUGAAACGACGGGGAAAUUCAGAGCGCAUAAAAACGACGAUGGCGGUACACAUUUUGUUUUUACGAGUGCUUUUUUAAAACUAAUUAAUAAUUAAUAAUACAAUAAAAAUAACUACACGGAAGCAGCUAAAUUCAGUUGCGCUGAUAAAUUUACACAAUAAGCCAAUAAACUCUCAUUUUCUACUUGCAUAAUUUCCGACGAAUAUCAGAUCGUUGAUAGAACGCAUACAAAAUGAAAGAUAUAAAAAAUAUUGGCUAAAAAAACCUCCCGCAAGCAAGCAGGUAACGUGAAUACGAGGAGUGGUGACAUACAAGAGUGACAAGAAAACAAAAACAAAAGAGUCGUACAUAUUUCGCAGAUGUUUGUCGGUAUUUAUUUAUUUACCAAUUUCAACGUUUGCCAACAUUGACUUUUGUGAAUCGCAUGGAUUGCUAAACGAUCAUUUCAAAGUUCAGUGCGACACAAGCAGGUUGUUGAGUCGAAACAAAAGUGAACAAAUUUAUAACAGAAAAUAAAUCAGAAAACCAAAGUUGUAAAUACCUACUUGUUAAAAAUAUGACUGAAAUACAAAAUUUAUAUAAGUCGCAGUGGCUGCUCAACUCACUGCUACUCUUUACUUUGUGCUUUGCUUCCUCAACCUUGGCGGAUUUGGAAACGGCCACAAUAAGCCAUUACAGCGAACCACGCCAACAAACUGAAAGUAAUGCUUUGAAAGGAAAAUUAGUAUUCGCCCAUGUGCUUUACCGCCACGGCGACCGUACACCGAUUGAACCAUACCCUACGGAUCCAUGGAAAAAGCGCGAGUUUUGGCCCGUCGGUUGGGGUGAGCUGACGAAUUUGGGAAAAAAACAACACUACGAGUUGGGUAAAUGGUUACGUCAACGCUAUCAUUCCCUUUUGAAUCUAACCUAUUCCGAAGAUGAAAUUUACGUACGCUCAACAGAUAUCGAUCGCACACUGGCAAGCGCUAUGUCCAAUUUGGCAGGCUUGUACCCACCGGUUGGCAAUGAAAUUUGGAAUAAAGACAUAGCUUGGCAACCGAUACCGGUACACACAAUUCCAGAGAGACUCGAUAAGGAAUUGGCUGGCAAAGCACCUUGUGCCGCAUACGACUAUGCGCGCUCAGCUGUUUUAAAUUCACUUGAAUUUCAGAAGCUGAAUGAACGUUUCCAAUACUUGUACGAUUACUUGACCAAGUAUUCGGGCCACAAAGUGGACACACUGGAAGCUGUGCAACGCAUAAAUAACACAUUUUUCAUCGAAACGCUUUACAAUCGCACUCUACCCGAAUGGACCAAGAAGGUGUAUCCCAGCGCUGAUAUGACCUACAUUGCUGAUUUCGCAUUCUCUAUAACCACAUACACGCGUCACAUGGCGCGCUUGAAGGCUGGUCCGUUGAUCAAAGAGAUGCUACAUCGUUUUGCUGAUAAGACGCGCGGGUCACUGAAACCCGACCGCUCUGUGUGGAUUUACAGCGCACACGACACAACUGUGGCGAAUGUUUUGAACGCACUCAACUUGUACAAUAUGAAAAGUCCCGGCUACACAGCGUGUUUACUAUUCGAAUUACGGCUUGACGAGCACAAUAAACCAUUUGUUUCGAUAUUCUACAAAAACACCACUACAGAAGCAACCUUGCUUAGCAUACCGAAGUGUGGUGUUGCCUGUCCGCUGGAGCAAUUAUUUGAGAUAUACCAAGACAUUUUGCCUGCGAAUUGGGAGCAGGAAUGCAAGUUGAGCACAAUGAUGAUGGCAUACGAUGACGCUAAUAUUGGCUUGGCCAUGGCUAUUCUUGGAACAAUAAUCUGCAUAAUGCUGUUGCUCUCCACCAUAUUCUUGAUGUACUCUCGUCGUCGCCGCUACAGCUAUUCUGCGUUCACGCAAAGGGCCUAAUUAUUGGCAAUUGAUUUAGCCCUUUAAUUUUCCAACAAAUUCCAAUGGUGAUGAGCACAAAUUUAAAUGUUCCUCUAAAUAUCAGUAACCCUAAUAUUAUGCAUUUAUCAUUUUAAUAAUUGACAAAUUUGAUAUUUAGAAAUUGAAUUACAUUUUUAGUGUGUGUGUAUGUGCGUAUGCAAGUUUAUUAAUUGUGAUUCACGUUUCUAGCUGAUAAUUUCGCUCUAAUAACAAAUUAGCAUAUUUUAUAAUAAAUACAUACAUACAUAUAUGUAUAAUACUUAGAUAUACAUUCAAACAUUUACAUACUUAAAAAUUGUGUGCCAGUCAUGGGUCUGUUCGUCAACAUGAAAAUUUUUGAUCAUUUCACAAUUUGCCCAGCUCGAAAACUUGCAAGAGCAAAUAACGUUUUUUAACUAAAUUUUAGUUUGCGCUGUGCAGUUGACCUUUGACUCGACCUUUGGUUAUCGAAAGUUGUUAGCUUAUUUUUUUUUGUUUCAUUACUAGCGUCCAAAUGUCUAUGAAUAAAAAAAAUUAUGGCCAUGAAAAACACCAAACCCUUUAAAAACUCACAGGUCAGUGAUAUUUUUCCUUUGAUGAUGUAUGGUCUGUUUUCUAGUGGUGAAUGAUCGGGAUUCGAAUGAAAAUUUUGCGAUAGAAGUCUGCAAGGCGGAAUCUAUACAAAGUGGUCGCAUUGGAGCAACAACAACAUUUUUGAAAUUAGAAAUGUCAAAAGAAAGGUAAUAGAAGAAUGGAAUGAAUGACGAAUAGAUAAAACUCCUUCAUAAAGAAAUGAUUCAUUACCAGGCACUCAGAAAAAUGGCAUAUGCAAAUUCAAAUAUGUAAAUAUAAAUUUUCUUUCUCUGAAAUUACUUUCCCGGGCAUUCACAAUACAACAAAAACGUUCCAUCCUUUCGCUUUACUGGCAUUUCUAAAUUAAAGACGAAUUGAAUACUGGAUUUUGAUAAACCUGACGUUGUUGUUGUUGUAGUAGAAACUUUGCCCAGCCAAUGUAGUGUAAUCACCGGUCGUCUUCGUCUAGCUCAUCUAACGGUAGACCCAGGAAUCUUGCCGUUUCGACAGAGGCCUGAGGUCAGCACACUUUCCAAUACAAAACAAACAAAAGGAGGGGAAAUUACAUGUUUGCGAAAAUUCAGUGAAUGGCUUGGUACUAUAUUGAUUUGUUACUCUUAAACUAAGCAAACUAAUGAAAACGAAAUGCCGCGUACUAAAUUGUGAAAGUAAAAAUUAAUACGAGUAUAAAGCCUCCAAAUGCAGUUUUUUUUUCGUUUUCAUGCGGAAGAUGACGUGGCAAGAAAGUGUGCGCAUAAUUCCUUUUGUUUGGUUGAUGUUGUUGUUAUAGCAGUAAUAGUUGUUUCCCUUGAUUUCGCCUACUCUUCCUUUUCACAAACAAGCAGUUCCCAUUCCUUUUGUUUGUUUAUUCAUAGGCUUUGACGAUGCAGCGAAUUCGGAAGGCGCAACCUGCUAUUCUAUCAUCCUUAAACAAAUAAUCUAAUCACAACACCUUCUAGGUAAGGUACGAUGCACUAGACAGGGUUAGUUUACCGGGGUGGCAGCCUUUGGUCAGGAAAAACCCGAGUCAUUCCGGUAACGUAAGACUGGCUGUCAUGGGAAUGAGGCAAAGACUCUUUUACCACCU